Molecule: messenger RNA, 2677 nt
Organism: Nothoprocta perdicaria
Lineage: Eukaryota; Metazoa; Chordata; Aves; Tinamiformes; Tinamidae
Gene: PSAT1
Product: phosphoserine aminotransferase 1
Exons: 9
Coding region: 31-1143 (370 amino acids)
Biological process (GO): L-serine biosynthetic process
Cellular component (GO): cytoplasm
Molecular function (GO): O-phospho-L-serine:2-oxoglutarate transaminase activity; pyridoxal phosphate binding
Source: RefSeq, a predicted model, not a curated record
GGAACGGCGCGGAACGGCACGACAGCCAGCAUGCAGAGCGGGCGGCAGGUGGCCAACUUCGGGGCCGGGCCGGCGAAGCUGCCGCGCUCCGUGUUACUAGAAGCGCAGAAAGAAUUGGUGGACUACAAAGGACUCGGUAUUAGUGUUCUUGAAAUGAGCCAUCGUACCUCAGAUUUCACAAAAAUUAUAAAUACAGCUGAAAAUCUCUUGCGUGAAUUGCUAAAUAUACCUGAAAACUACAAAGUUAUUUUUCUCCAAGGAGGUGGUUCUGGUCAGUUCAGUGCAGUUCCMCUUAAUCUACUUGGUCUAAAGGAGGGAAGACAUGCAGACUAUGUGGUUACUGGAGCUUGGUCAGCAAAAGCAGCUAAAGAAGCGGAGAAGUAUGCCAAAGUGAAUAUUGUCCAUCCUAAACUGGCAGCCUACACAAAAAUACCUGACCCAAGCAGUUGGAAUCUUAAUCCAGAUGCAUCUUAUGUCUAUUACUGUGCUAAUGAAACUGUUCAUGGGGUAGAAUUUGACUUUGUACCUGAUGUCAAAGGAGCAGUUUUGGUUUGUGAUAUGUCAUCAAACUUCCUGUCCAAACCUGUGGAUGUUUCCAAGUUUGGUGUGAUUUUUGCUGGUGCUCAAAAGAAUGUUGGUUGUGCUGGGGUUACUGUUGUAAUCGUCCGCGAGGACUUGCUGGGAUUUGCACUGAAAGAAUGCCCUGUAGUACUGGAUUACAAAACACAAGCAACAAAUGGCUCUUUAUAUAACACUCCACCUUGCUACAGCAUCUAUAUCAUGGGAUUGGUGCUAGAGUGGAUAAAGAACAACGGCGGGGCUGCAGCUAUGGAUAAACUUAGCUCAGUCAAAUCCCGAAUGAUUUAUGACAUUAUAGACAAGUCUAAUGGAUUCUAUGUAUGCCCAGUGGAGAAGAAGAACCGAAGCAGAAUGAACGUCCCCUUCCGCAUUGGCAGUGUCAAGGGGGAUGAAGCCCUGGAAAAGAAAUUCCUUGAGAAAGCUGUGGAGCUUAACAUGAUAUCUCUGAAAGGACAUCGAUCCGUGGGAGGAAUCCGUGCCUCUCUGUAUAACGCAGUGACUGUAGAAGAUGUUCAGAAGCUGGCAACGUUCAUGAGAAGCUUCAUGCAGACGCAUCAAUCGUAAAUGCUCAUGGGUUGGAAACCCACUGCACAUCUGUGAAACAGGAGCUAAGGGGUUUGAAAAUCACUGUGGUACUGCACAGCUGUAGCGCACAAGUUUUAUUGUCUUCUAGUCCUUGCAGGGAUCUUUUAGUUAACUACAUGGGGUUGAGGGCCCAGCCUUGCAAUGAUCUGGACGACCUUGACUUCUGUCUGAAGAUGAGGUUCCCCAGACCAAUCAAGACUGGUUCCAAAGUCUCUAAAGCAAACCACUUAAUUUGUAGUUAGACUGUGAGCGGCACUGAAAGAUGCUAUGAAUCUGAUUCUGACCUUAGACGUGCUGCUUUUGAAAUUCAUAGAGUCACUCUUUGUCCAUAUAGGUACAACUUAAAUAAGAAUCUAUCCUACCMUUUGAAUAAUCUUUUACCACUUUUAUUUCUUGUUUCUACRCAAUGACUUUAAAAAUAUUGUGUUCUUAAUAAAUUCYAGAGGGCAAAACUUGUUAUAAGCCCUCCACAGAGUUUUCUAAACACUAGGUAACUGCACAAUGAGUGUAAAGCUGGGGUUAGGUUUUCUCCARGGAUAAUYAGUUGUUUUGUCAGAUGUAUUCCAYUUGUACAUCCUGCAUCAUGAGGUGUUCCCAGAGGAGUUGAUAUUUACAUUCCUGCCUUCAGGCCUUUGCAUUGGGGUGUGUAUUCCCAUGCAUGAAAUGGCAUUGUGACCUAGCCCAAUGCAGUAGUGCCUGUUAUUACAUUACUGUAGUUAAUGCCUGUAGGAUUGGCCCCUCUCUAUUUUCUUUUAGUGUAACCAAGUUUAAAACUAAAAUGCAUGAGUUUAGAGUGAAAUCCAUUUAUAAGAUGUGAAUUUCUCUAUGCUUUUUAUAUUUUAAACUUCUUUAGGAUAUUAAUUUUAUGUUUUUAUUUGGGGAUCUGGAUAUUUCAUACUCCUAUCAAAAGCCUCUUAUUUUAGUUUGUUAACUUUGCAUCAAACUGGAUUAUAUUCUAUUCAAGGGUCUUACGACUUUCUCUGUGCUGACCUCCUAGUCCAAUGUGCCACACGUUUUAUUAUCUGUUGCUCCUUAAAUGUCUUUCCUCUCUUAWAAUUGUUCCAUUCUUUUCUUUGACUUUUCACUGAUUCCUUUUUGUCACCUUUGUAUGUGGGACUCUGCCUAACUCCAGCCAGUGCAAAUCUUGGCUUCUCUAAAUUUUCCUCACACUAGUUCACAUGUUGGUUCCAGCUUUCUCACUUUAUUCUCAUAUAACUUCAGUUCCUUCCUUAUGCCAUAAUAUCACAGAUAUUCAGAAGAUUUUAUAUUGUAAUACUCUUCUUAUCUGUCCUCUCUCAGCCUGUGAAUUUUACUACCGAUGACAAUAUUUUGACAUCAUUCUGCUAUUUGAACUUACAUAAUGUUGGACAUUACUGCAACUGGUUUGAGACUUUAAGCUCUUUGGGAAGAAAGGCCUGCUCCUUUCUUUACUUUUUAUGUAAUACUAGAAGAGCAGUGAAGAUUUAAUGAUAUUAGUAAUGGACUCUUCCUUUCCUYGUGGAACCUCUCAGCA